This is a messenger RNA of Sphenostylis stenocarpa, 264 nucleotides long. NCBI's taxonomy places the organism in Eukaryota, Viridiplantae, Streptophyta, Magnoliopsida, Fabales, Fabaceae. The record is from the annotation of a GenBank genome assembly.
AUGAUAUUGAUGAUUACCAUCAUUCACUGGAACCACUCCGUUGAAGUAGCUCUUGAUGAAGAUGAUCAUGUGUUGAAGAAUCAAGCAACCACACGUGAUGGGGUGGAGGAGGACCGAGCUGAUGGGCCCAAAGCAGAAGCAAAAACGAAAUUUGAAAUGGGCACCGCCCGGGGAAACCAUCCCUUGGUUGCUGGGAUGCGGGUAACAUUCGAUGUGGGACCUGCCCCCUCCUCCCCUUUCGUUGACAAUCACACACUAGAUUGA